Molecule: messenger RNA, 1275 nt
Organism: Cyprinodon variegatus (sheepshead minnow)
Lineage: Eukaryota; Metazoa; Chordata; Actinopteri; Cyprinodontiformes; Cyprinodontidae
Gene: ube2al
Product: ubiquitin-conjugating enzyme E2 A-like
Exons: 6
Coding region: 178-636 (152 amino acids)
Biological process (GO): DNA repair; protein polyubiquitination; proteasome-mediated ubiquitin-dependent protein catabolic process
Cellular component (GO): HULC complex
Molecular function (GO): ubiquitin conjugating enzyme activity
Source: RefSeq, a predicted model, not a curated record
CUUUGGGCCUAGCGGUGAGUCGGAGCCUUCUGAGGAACGACGUAAAACGUCGGCGGCGGUGGGAAGGCUUCACCCCUUCUACUCAAAAUUCCAUUAAGUACAAUAAAUUAUUUCGAUCAAUAAAACGUUUUCUUUCAAUAUAGCUGUGCUAUCAAUAAGGGUUUCACAAGUCAAGCCAUGUCCACCCCGGCCAGACGAAGACUUAUGAGAGAUUUUAAACGGCUUCAAGAAGAUCCUCCAGCUGGAGUCAGUGGGGCCCCAUCUGAAAACAACAUAAUGGUGUGGAAUGCAGUGAUUUUUGGGCCCGAAGGAACUCCCUUUGAGGACGGUACAUUUAAGCUCAUUGUAGAAUUUACAGAAGAAUACCCCAACAAACCCCCCACAGUACGAUUUGUCUCCAAGAUGUUUCAUCCAAAUGUCUAUGCAGAUGGCAGUAUAUGUUUAGACAUUCUACAAAAUCGAUGGAGUCCCACUUAUGACGUGUCCUCUAUUCUUACUUCCAUUCAGUCUCUGCUUGAUGAGCCGAACCCCAACAGCCCAGCCAACAGUCAAGCAGCCCAGCUGUACCAGGAGAACAAACGGGAGUACGAGAAGCGGGUGUCUGCCAUUGUUGAACAAAGCUGGAGGGACAGUUGACCUGACAAUCCCAGCUGCUGCUCGCCUCAUCCUUAAGCUGUGUGUGCUGCAAGUUUUAGUGGAGUAACCGAAAUUUUAAACUUUUUUUUCGCCCAAUCUUUUCCUUUUACGCUUUUAUGCACUUUACCCUCAACUUCUCUGAAAAGCGUUUUUUUUUUUUUCUUGUCUAGCAAGAGGUUCUUUUUAUGGUUCCUUCCUGUUCUAGUCAACCAGGGAAAUGUGCGUUGUCAGUUUGGGCUAUAAAGCAUCAAAACAAAAGAAAAGAAAAACAAUCUGGUGUGUUCUUACUUGCUUUAAUAACUUCCCAUGACUUGCUAUGGUAAAUGUCUCCAAGGGUGCAUCAUUUUAGUCAUGGGUUUCUGUUCUGCACCUGAUUGGUUCAGUCAGUUUUCACAAUGCAGUGGGAUUAUGAGCAGCCCUAUACAUCACCUACUACAGCUAAAUCAAAUAUCUCUGCAGCACGUCCUUUGCUGUGUUGUGAACUGUUACAUGCAUGAUGUAGUGUUUUCACAGUCCCAUCGAGUUCUCGUGUAUAUAAACAAAUCUGCAGCUGAAAUUAUAUACAGAUUUUGCACUGGUUGUCCCUCAUGUCACUUUUUCCAGUUCUUGUAAAUAAAACCAUCCUUAAUAGGGUAUGUC